Molecule: messenger RNA, 324 nt
Organism: Quercus robur (English oak)
Lineage: Eukaryota; Viridiplantae; Streptophyta; Magnoliopsida; Fagales; Fagaceae
Product: egg cell-secreted protein 1.2-like
Exons: 2
Coding region: 1-324 (107 amino acids)
Biological process (GO): double fertilization forming a zygote and endosperm
Source: RefSeq, a predicted model, not a curated record
AUGGCUAUCAAAAACAUGUUCAUCUUACUGGUCCUCACAAGCCUCUUGGCAGAUGUGACUGCAUCAAGGGACCUUGCACUAAAGUCAGGAUUCAACGUUCCAGCAAGCUUGGAAACAAGAGAAGGCCAGAACAGUCUCAGCGUUGAUUGUUGCCAAGUCAUAACCACUUUCACCAAUAAGUGCUGGCCUUUCAUGCUUACUUCCUUUGGUUUCAACACUAAGCAAGGCAAUUUACUGCAAGGUUACUGUGAUACAGUGCCUAGGCUUGCUACAGCUUCUGUUGCUGGCUCAUCACAGCAACAAUAUUCACGUCGGACAAUUUAG